This is a messenger RNA of Cephus cinctus (wheat stem sawfly), 4244 nucleotides long. It is a transcript of the gene mtRNApol, whose product is annotated as DNA-directed RNA polymerase, mitochondrial. Lineage: Eukaryota; Metazoa; Arthropoda; Insecta; Hymenoptera; Cephidae. The record is from RefSeq and is a predicted model, not a curated record. Gene Ontology annotation, cellular component: mitochondrial DNA-directed RNA polymerase complex. The coding region runs from base 118 to 3936 and encodes 1272 amino acids. Gene Ontology annotation, biological process: mitochondrial transcription. The transcript is spliced from 18 exons. Gene Ontology annotation, molecular function: mitochondrial promoter sequence-specific DNA binding; DNA-directed RNA polymerase activity.
GUUGUUACCAUAUCCUUUAAUCAGUGUAACAUGGCCGCUCAUGUGGCUUUUCGGGCUACUGAGUUCUUUGAUUUUUGUGUAAUGAUUGAAUAAUUGUUUGUCGUUGUUAUUAAUAAAAUGUACAGACUUCUUAAGUUGCGUGGUGCAUCCUUUCACUAUUCUUAUACAACGUCCGUGCACGCCAACGUACAACAGUCUAGCCAUGUGUGCUCUUUCUGCAAGUUUACUCACAGAAAAACGCCGACACCUGUCAGUUUUGUGUCGACUCGACAACGAUCAACUACUAUAAACAUGGCAAUACACAAUAAUCCUGUGAAGAAGAAAGUGAAGAAGAGAAUGAAGAAGUAUGCGGAACUUUUAGAAAUUACUGAAUCCACAACAAGUAAUAGAAAAGCUGCCAUUCAGACAUUCAAUGCAUCACAAAUGUCGAUGUUAGUUGAUAGACCUGAAAUCGAUUUAGAUGAAUUGCACAAAAUAAAGAAUUCUAAGAGAAAUUCAUCUUUUAAUGCAAGCAGUAACUCAUACUUUAUGGAUAAACAUAAGGUUAGCCAAGUGCCAGAAGUAUUAACUGAUGAGCAUAAAAAAGAGGAAGAAGAUGAUUGUGUGUUGGAAGAUCUGGAAGCAUCAGGCAUUUCGGACCAAGGUCAAGUCAUUAAGAAUGUAGCGCUUAUGGAGUCAUUGGAAGUAAAUAGUUGCGUAGAUCAUACGACAACCGAAGAAGCAGCGUCAGAUGUAAACUCAUGCACAAGUAAACAGAGGAGCAGGUUGAAAAAGGAGCAGAACGAGUUGUUGAUUAAAGAGAAAAUCAGUGAGAUAAAUCUGAAAAUGAAGGAAGAAGCUCUAAGGAGAAACUUAUGCGCUUUUAUUAACGUUUGCAUUAACUCUGAAAUGUUAUCCAGAGCGUUUGGUACAUUGAUGCGAUACAGAAAGCAAGGAUUGAACGUUUCAAACAUACCACUUGUUAGUCAAGUCUCACUUUACGAAGAAUUGAUGAAUAACUUUGCAAGAACUACAAAUACGGACAGAAUAGUGGAUAUGUUGAAUGCAAUAGAACAGGACAAUUUACCUGUUAACGAGCAAAUUCUGGCAGCAGUCUUGGAAUGCAUCGCGCGAAAGAAGCACUCAAUUUUAGAUAAAGAACUUCUUGAGGUGGUGAAACGUCAUAUGCAGAAAUCGAAUAUCACAUAUGACGCCAUAAUGAACGAAGUCAAAUUCCUAAAAGACCAGCAAGAUUAUGUUAUAAAGGCGAUACGCUUUAUAAACCCAAACUAUGUGCCUACGUAUCAUCCACCAGAUACAAAUUACGAAUCUAGUCUUCUGAAUAAUAUAUCUGAACAGCCUGAAGUCAAAUGUAGUCCUGCAGCUGGUUUAUUUACCAAGGAGAAUUUACUUAACAGACUUCAGGCACAAGUAAAGGCCGAAGUAAUUGGACACGUGGAAAUAAUCAGUGUAGAAAAACAAAGUGCAAUUACAGAAGAAACAACAAAGGCUAGAAGGCAGAUACAAAUUUUGGAAAGCAUGUGGCACGCUGCAACAAAGGAGGCAUUUCUGAGAGAAUUUAAUUCGCUGAAAAAGCGUGAGAUACAACAAUCUAAUUUGAUAAUGUUGCAUCCUUAUUUACAAGUCUUGAACUCAGAUGAAUAUGUUAAUGCCAUUAUUCGAGCUGGCAAACAAUUAGCUCAAGGAUCAGAAACUUUUAGUCCUUCGUUGUCCGUGCUUUAUCGUGAGUUGGGUCAAAGAAUUUUCAUGAAGUAUGAGAUCAUGAUCAAAAACCGUAAUGGAGUUAUGGACAAGACACUUAGUCUCUACUCGCAAUAUUGUGACUGGUAUUUAACUGGGAAGGACUACCCAAAUAGUCGUACAGCCUGGCAAAAUUUAGAACAUAAAAAUCGAACUAGUGGUGUGAAUCCAAACAUUGCAACCGUACAAUGGCCAGUUAAUAUUUUGAGCGAAGUCGGAAAGUUCUUAUACAGUAUUAUUCUUAAGGAUUUAAAAUUUAACGUGAAGGGACUAAAAGCAAACGAGAAGUCACGGCAUUUUCUUCCAGCAUUUUACACAUUGUUCCGAAUACAGGGUCGUCUUGUUAAGCACGAAAUCAAACCGCAUCCGCUUCUCGCGAAACUUUAUCGAGACUCCAGACCUGAGACUUUGACUUUCAAUACGGAUCUUAUUCCAUCACAAUGUCCUCCACGUCCCUGGAUUUCAACACAAAGUAGCGGUUAUAUAUUGUCUAAAACUACUCUUAUAAGACUUCCACACAGCGCUAUACAACAAAGAGCUAGAAUUGAAUCUAUUCCUCCGAAACAAAUAUAUCCAGCUUUGGAUAGUUUGAAUCAACUUGGUAGUAUACCGUGGACUGUCAACAAUUCAGUACUCGACAUCGCCAUUGAGGUAUUCCAAAAUGGGGGUUCAGAAGAGUUAAAUAUAGCUCGACCACCGUCUGUUCUAACACCUCCGCCAAUGCUAAGUUCAGAUGCUGACAAAGCGGAAAGGAAACGCGUACAAAAUUUAAGAUUAUUGUACAAACGACAGAAAAAUGAAAUGUAUUCUUUAUGGUGUGAUACAUUGUAUAGAUUGUCCCUUGCUAAUCACUUUAGGGGAGAUAUAUUUUGGCUGCCACAUAACAUGGACUUUAGAGGACGUGUCUAUCCUAUGCCACCUCAUUUAAAUCACUUAGGAUCUGAUCUAGCUCGAUCACUACUUGUAUUCGCUAAAGGAAAACCUUUAGGUCCGAAUGGACUCGAUUGGUUGAAAAUCCAUACGAUAAAUUUGACAGGAUUUAAAAAACGAUCUCCCAUCGAGGAGCGUCUUAGAUAUGCCAAUGAAAUCUUAGAUGAUAUUUUGGAUAGCGCCAACAAACCUCUCACUGGAAAGAAGUGGUGGACCACUUCGGACGAGCCAUGGCAAACGCUGGCUGCUUGCAAGGAAAUCGCUCAAGCUUUAAAAAGCGAAGAUCCUGCUCAAUAUUUGAGCAGAUUUCCUAUUCACCAGGAUGGAAGCUGCAACGGUCUUCAACAUUACGCUGCUCUUGGUAGAGAUCAGAUCGGUGCUGCGAGUGUAAAUUUGUAUCCCGCCGAUACACCUCAGGAUGUCUACAGUACCGUGGCCGCUAUGAUCGAUGAUAUACGAAGGAAGGAGGCUAGUCAGGGUCUGGAGAUAGCACAAGUGCUGGAAGGCUUUAUCAGAAGGAAGGUCGUGAAACAAACAGUAAUGACGACCGUUUACGGCGUCACAAGAUUCGGUGCCAGACUUCAAAUUGCAAGGCAAUUGAAGGAUAUAGAAGAUUUUCCGCAAGAGCACGUAUGGGACGCGAGCUUGUAUUUGGUCAACAAAACUUUCGACAGUUUACGAACAAUGUUCAAGAGUGCACGAGAGAUACAAGAUUGGUUAACCGAAUGCGCUCGUCUUGUUUCUCAAGUAACCGGACAAUACGUUGAGUGGAUAACGCCAUUGGGAUUGCCUGUGCUACAGCAUUAUAGUAAAACUCAUAAUCGUUUGGCUUCGAUCAAGAUUCACCAGCUGCUAUCCAUGGAAUCUAACGAGAGACCUAAUACGUUGAAGCAGAAGAACGCAUUUCCACCCAACUUUAUUCACUCCUUGGACUCGACUCAUAUGAUGCUGACGAGUUUAUAUUGCGAACGUGCUGAGAUCACGUUUGUUUCUGUACACGAUUGCUUCUGGACACACGCCUGCGAUGUAGAAAUCAUGAAUAGGAUAUGCAGGGAACAAUUCGUUGCACUUCACUCGCAACCAAUUUUACAGAACCUCUCGGAGUUUAUGCUACAGAAAUAUGCAUAUAGGCCGGAGCAAAUGGAUAAAACGUCAUCGUUGUUGAAUAAAUCGAAAAUGAGGCUGAAUUUUACUUUGGGGGAUGUGCCGACGACUGGUGACUUUGAUCUCAAUAGCGUCUUGAAGUCUGUUUACUUCUUCAGUUGAAGCACCGGGAUCGUGUGGUGUUAGGAGAUCGUGCAGUAGUUAUUAGGGUAAACGAACUGUUGUAAGUUCUGCAAUCUUAUUUGACAGGCAAGUAUAAUAUUGUACGGUAAAGAGAUCGCAGUCACUAUCUUCAAAAUUUCAUCAAAUUUGACUUUGUACAUUGCGUUUAUAAGAAAAGUAUGAAUAGUCUUGGAAUCAUGAGGAAAAGUUUAAAUAAAAAAGGCGAUUACAUUUUAAAGUAAAGCGUUUAUCAUCGAUCGUGUUAAUAUCGUCUAAACGUUUCUGAGAAUAAAGGUUAUAAAAGAAAA